UUUGCGAAAUUGUCAAAAAUCUGGAAUGGCUGUUCUGUUGAUCGGAAGGAAAUUUUACAUUAAAUUCUGGAAUCUGGCGAAACCGAGAUGCCUCAUCACCGCGGUGGAAUCGUUAGAUAUCUAUGAAAUUGUCAAAAAAGAUACGGAAAACAUCAUCUAUUCGCUAAAUUGCUUCGGUACCGAAAAUGAAGACAAAGAAAGGGAGGAAUACAAGAAAUACCUCGCUAAAAAGGCGGUUAACGAAUACCCGGAACAAAACAAGGAGGAGUACGCAAGGGAAAUGUGCCUCGAACAGAUGUCGAGUCAAAAGCCGCAGGAUCCGGACUUUAACCACCUCCAGGAGCAAAUCUACCAGGCGGGCGUGUUGAGGAACGAAAUUUUUUUGAAAUAUAAGAAGCAACCUAGAAGGAAGUGCUCGAAAAAGCCUAUUUUCAAAGAGAGUAAUGUCGAAGGGAAAAUAACUAAUCACCCUACGACCACUCAAAAAAAAGAUUGUUAAAUAUUUUAAAUAAAUUAUUGUUGUAAAUUCG
This is a messenger RNA of Phyllotreta striolata, 530 nucleotides long. Lineage: Eukaryota; Metazoa; Arthropoda; Insecta; Coleoptera; Chrysomelidae. The record is from the annotation of a GenBank genome assembly.